Messenger RNA from Leptonychotes weddellii (Weddell seal), 789 nucleotides. The record is from RefSeq and is a predicted model, not a curated record. NCBI's taxonomy places the organism in Eukaryota, Metazoa, Chordata, Mammalia, Carnivora, Phocidae.
AAUUCUACCUUGUCAAAGAUUCCUGCCUUACAGGGUAGCUCAAAGUCCCCAAGAUGCAGCUCUGCUUGCCCUAAUACGUCUCAAAGGGCUUCAUUUUCUGACAGGUUUUCAAUACAGCCCACCUCAGCAGGCUCCACAGACCGUUUGCCAUACUCAGAAUCAGGGAACAAGGAUGGAGUAACCAAGAGCCCAGAAAAGCGCUCUUCUCUACCCAGACCCUCCUCCAUUCUCCCUCCUCGUCGAGGUGUAUCAGGAGACAGAGAUGAGAAUUCCUUCUCUCUCAACAGUUCCAUCUCCUCUUCAGCACGGCGGACUACCAGGUCAGAGCCAAUUCGCAGAGCAGGGAAGAGUGGCACUUCCACACCCACUACCCCUGGAUCAACUGCCAUCACUCCUGGCACCCCACCAAGCUAUUCCUCACGCACCCCAGGCACUCCUGGAACCCCGAGCUACCCCAGGACCCCUCACACGCCAGGAACCCCCAAAUCGGCCAUCUUGGUGCCCAGCGAGAAGAAAGUUGCCAUCAUACGUACGCCUCCAAAAUCUCCCGCUACUCCCAAGCAACUUCGGCUUAUUAACCAACCACUGCCAGACCUGAAGAAUGUCAAAUCCAAAAUCGGAUCGACAGACAACAUCAAAUACCAGCCUAAAGGGGGGCAGGUUAGGAUUUUAAACAAGAAGAUCGAUUUUAGCAAGGUUCAGUCCCGAUGUGGUUCCAAGGAUAACAUCAAACAUUCUGCUGGGGGCGGAAAUGUAAGUAGAAGCUUCUAUUAGAAAGCUAUCCUUGAU